CGUCGUCAGUCCGUUUCGAGCUUUCGCGAUGCGUCGUCGUCUUUCUUUCGUGUGUCGAAAUAUCGCAAGAAGGUCCCAAUCGCGUCGAAGCUGUCGUGAUUAGGCGAUUGAUUGAAGGGAGCGUCGUCGUGAUUCUGUCAGGUUGUGUGGUUUCCCUGGAACCACAAUCAGAAAAAUAAGGGGAAACUUCUAGUUACAUUCUCUCGGGAAUGCACUAUUGAUGGUGUCUCGGUGCGUCGCGACGACAACGUCGGUUGGUUUGGGUUUGAAAGUGGAAAGUGCAGUGCCCUAGAAAGUUGCUCUAUGACCGACGACGGCGAUUGAAGUGAAGGCUCUUGGUGUCUCACUUUUACGCAUGGGAAAUUGUAUACCGUGAGCGUGGUGUUCAGGAGGGAAGAGUUGCAGUGCACAAACAACAGUUAUUUUGUCGCACUUGCACCUGCACAAAGUUGUCACACCGGAUUGCGGGAACGAGAUAGAGCGAAAGGGUUUGAAGUGAGAAAGAGCAAAGGUUGUCAAAUCGACGUCGCACAAUCUGCGAUUGAGAUUUUAGGGUGUGUUUGUGAACUCGGAUCUUGUUUUGUGGAGAGAUUCGUGUUGUGUUGGUGGAAAACAUCGGAAGAAGACGUCCGUCGAUGGGCCAAGUGGGAUGGUGUUGAACGUCAAAUCGCUGCACGAUUUGGUGCGGUCGAUGUGGUGAAGAAGGUGUCAAGUGUGUGAAGAAGCAAUACGCAGAGGAGCUAGCAGAGGCCUACUGGUGUAUGUGCACACGAGCUUCUGUGUAUAUUAUUCCUGCUGCUGCUUCUGGCCCAGUGAGAGGAGGCCAGCCAGAAGUUGUGUCGCGUAUUUUGUUCGAUUUCCCGUCGUGUCGUCAAAUAUUUAUUUGCAUUAUGAAUUUUGUCGCAGAAAUGGUUCCAAAAUGAGGUGCAAUCCGUUCCCCACUGCCAGCCGGAAGUGAAAGUGAAACCGGAAAUAAUCGAUCGGUGUUCGCGGGGUCGGUGUUUUGCGUUUUGUGAGUUUGGUUGGGUUGAUUUUUUUCCCUUUUCUGAUCUUUCGGUGGUGUCCUCUCAAUUUGUGUGGUUCCGAGCCGAGUGUUGGUUUAUUUUUUGGGGAAAUCAGUGCGGCCAGCCAGGCAAGGACUGCCGAUUUGGCCGAAUUGCAGCAAGAAGUGGUGCCAUCUAUGUGUUGUGAUUGUGAAUUAAGUCUGUUUGCUGCUAGUGGUGGUUCAAAGUUUUGAUAAAUGUCAAGAUGGCGGCUACUAAUCGAGCUCGUCCUCAGCAGAGAACGAACAUCUCGUUCUUCUCGAAGAUCCAGGGCAAAAUCUCGGAUGCAUGCGCCCAACAAAAGUUCCUAACAGACAAAAAGACCCUGGAAAAGACCUGGAAGCUGAUGGACAAAGUCGUCAAGCUAUGCCAGCAGUCCCGGAUGAAUCUGAAAAAUUCUCCCCCCUUUAUACUGGACAUCCUGCCGGAUACCUACCAGAGGCUGCAUCUGAUCUACUCCAAGUACGAGGAUCAGAUGCACUUACUCCAUGGCAACGAGCACUUCAACAUCUUUAUCAACAACCUGAUGCGGAAGUGCAAACAGGCCAUCAAGCUCUUCAAGGAGGGCAAGGAGAAAAUGUUUGACGAAAAUUCCCACUACCGGCGGAAUCUGACGAAGCUGAGUCUCGUUUUUUCGCACAUGCUGAGCGAGCUGAAAGCCAUCUUCCCGAAUGGACUGUUUGCCGGGGAUCAGUUCCGCAUUACCAAGGCAGACGCCGCCGACUUCUGGAAGACCCGCUUCGGAAAUAGGACCACGGCCGAUAGAUGGUUUUCCAAGUCCCUGGAUGCCGAGGUGACACCGCUCCAAUCCAGCGAUCAGGUCCACGAAAGUUUUAACCGGAUGAUUCGAUUAAAGUGA
Uranotaenia lowii is the source of this 1902-nucleotide messenger RNA. Its product is annotated as E3 ubiquitin-protein ligase CBL-B-B-like. The coding region runs from base 1249 to 1902 and encodes 217 amino acids. The record is from RefSeq and is a predicted model, not a curated record. The transcript is spliced from 2 exons. Gene Ontology annotation, cellular component: membrane raft; plasma membrane. Gene Ontology annotation, biological process: negative regulation of epidermal growth factor-activated receptor activity; cell surface receptor signaling pathway. NCBI's taxonomy places the organism in Eukaryota, Metazoa, Arthropoda, Insecta, Diptera, Culicidae. Gene Ontology annotation, molecular function: ubiquitin protein ligase activity; SH3 domain binding; phosphotyrosine residue binding.